Molecule: messenger RNA, 1729 nt
Organism: Eupeodes corollae
Lineage: Eukaryota; Metazoa; Arthropoda; Insecta; Diptera; Syrphidae
Product: venom acid phosphatase Acph-1-like
Exons: 8
Coding region: 232-1497 (421 amino acids)
Biological process (GO): dephosphorylation
Molecular function (GO): phosphatase activity
Source: RefSeq, a predicted model, not a curated record
CUAUCAGCCGCUGGGAACGUUAUAAUAAAAUAGAAUCAUAACCAACGGUAGAUAAUAAAUUAACGAAUUUUAUUCAUAGAAACCGGUGUGUUAGAUGAUUAUUUUUUUGAUAUAAAACAAAUACUAAGCAAAAAAAAAAAAAAAAAAACAACAACAACGAAUCAGAACCUACCGAAUGUCGUCGACUGAGAGCCUCAUCGAAAGCUUAUAAAUAUAAACAUCGAAUUUGACAUGCCACAAUCGCACAACACAAAAAAGCAUCGACUCGCAAUGACGGGUGGCGUGCUAGCAAUUAGUCUUUUUGUCCUUUGUUUAUUCGCCUUCGGCACUACUGUCUACUCUAGUUCGUUACGUGGCGCAGCAGAGGAGCGUCUGCAUAACGCCGCCGUCGACAAACACAAUAAUUCCUCCUCCUCGGAUUCAACACUAGAGCUGCUGCAUGUGAUUUUUAGACAUGGACCAAGGACGCCCGCAGACACUUAUCCAAAAGAUCCCCAUGUAAACGAAACAUUCUUCCCCUUUGGUUGGGGCCAACUUACUAAUAAUGGCAAACGAGAGCUUUUCAAUGUAGGCUCGUGGCUAAGAAAACGAUACAAUCAUUUCCUAGGACCUUUCUAUGUUCCUGAUUAUGUUCACGCCCAAACUACAGGUGUUACCAGGACUUACAUGUCAAUGGCUACCGUUUUGGCCAGUCUUUGGCCCCCAAAGAAUACACCUAUGGAAUGGAAUUCAAAGUAUAAUUGGCAGCCAAUUCCAAUUAUGUCUCAACCUUUGGAAGAAGAUAAUCUCCUCUUGGUUCGUACUCCAUGUCCAAGAUACUAUGAAGCUAUGAAAGAAGUUUUCCAACUGCCAGAAGUCAAGGCUGAACUAGAGCCAUACGAGAGUCUUUUCAGUGAACUCACAGAAUUGACAGGCAUGAAUGUAACAACUCCUGAAGACGUGCAAUCAAUUUACACUACACUACUAGCAGAGACAGAAUUUGGUUUAGCUCUUCCAGAGUGGACAAAGGAGUAUUACCCAGAAAAAAUGCAAUUCCUUGCUGAACAAAGCUACCUCUACGCAGUUUAUACACCAGAAAUGCAGAAAAUUAAGGCAGGACCCUUUUUAAGGAAAAUGCUUACUGAAAUGAAACAAAAACGCGAUGUUGACUUAAAGCCAAAAGAUCGCAAGCUUUUCAUCUAUACCGGACACGAUACGUCACUUGUAAAUAUUUUAACAGCUCUUGGUGUAUGGGAAAGGCAGUUGCCAAGAUAUUCCAUUAUGGCACUUUUCGAGCUUCAUAAAAAUAAAAAGACUGGUGAAUAUCAUGUUGAGAUAUUCAUGAGAAAUAAUCCUAAAGCAGAUGCUAAACCAUUAACAAUUCCUGGCUGUGAUAGAAAAUGUCCAUUGGACAAAUUAAUUGAGUUAACUCAGAAUGUAGUUCCUACCGAGCAAUCUUUGAGCUCAUGUAGUGCGAAGGAUCCUUCAUUUACGGAACCACCACCAAGUGGUCCUUAGAAAGAGAUGAAAUGAAAAAAAAAUGUGUUUAGUGUUUAUUUUUUUGUGAAGUUUGUUAAUUUAUUUUCUUGUUUAUUAUUUUUUUUUUUGUAUAAUUGAGAGAAAAGUUUGGAAUCUUGUAUAGUCUUCCAUUUAUGUAACUAUUUAAGAAGAUUUUCAAUUCCUUUUGAAUAAAAAAAAAAUAUAAUAAUGUACCUAUUUAUUUGCCGUGGGUACAACAAAUUAAAUCAAA